Messenger RNA from Kwoniella mangroviensis CBS 8507, 2847 nucleotides. RefSeq lists its product as uncharacterized. The record is from RefSeq and is a predicted model, not a curated record. NCBI's taxonomy places the organism in Eukaryota, Fungi, Basidiomycota, Tremellomycetes, Tremellales, Cryptococcaceae. Bases 1 to 2847 code for a protein of 948 amino acids. The transcript has a single exon.
AUGUCUGCCGAAGUCGAAGCCCUGCGAAGCCUUUCAGCUUUCCCUCGUCCCACUUCACUUUACGUUCCCGAUGUCCCUCGCUCCGUCCCCAUCCUCGAUCAGAACGGCUAUUCUCCCUUCCCAGCUUUCCCAGGAGGUCGUAACCGGGACCCAUACGGAUUGAAUGCUUUCCUUUUACAUCCCGACGAUUCACUGUGGAACUAUGUCGAUCCCAUGCCUGAUCCCAAAGCGGCAAAUGGACCGGGCGAUCUGCAGAGAUUGGCCAGUGUAGAUGGCGAACAGAGAUCUACAUUACCUAGAGCUAGGAGUGUAAGGAAACAGAGAUCGCUGAGCCUGAUCAAGAAACCCUCGCCACUCUCUCAGCCACCCAUCAGCAGCAGCGAAGAAGAUGAUGUUAUCGAUGAGAAACCUGUGACAUUACAGAGGAGAAGAAGCAAUAGCGUACCGACGAAAACAGUACUUUCGGUCGAGCAGGACGAAGCUAUUAUAAUGGCUCUGGAAGAAGAAGAGGCGAUGACGCCCAAGACACCCAAGUCCGGUAAGAAAUCGUUGAAGAGAGCUUUCACCAAAGCUCGUAAAUCCGUCUUUGGCAUGAAUGAGAUGGAUCCCACGAUACCGCCUGUCCCAGCUCUUCCUGAGCCACCCGCACUUCUCGCCCCUGCAAGAUCCGCUUCUUCAUCCGAGUCCCUCGAUCCUUCUACACCGAUGACCUCGAGGUCAAACUCGAAUUACAGCACAAUCAGCUCAGCGAGUUCAAGCAGUAGUUCCGAAGGGGUAAAAACUCCAGGAGAAGGAGUGUCGCUCGACGUAGCUAUAACAGGCUCAAAACUGGCCAACGCAUUGCAGGAAGCUGGUGAAAAGAAGAACAAAGGGAAAACUUGGAGAGGAUGGUUAGGAGGGAAGAAGAACGGUAAAUUAUCAUCCAAAGAUUCAGAUAACUCUGGGUCGAACACACCUCUUUCCGAUCUAUCUGCCGAAUCUACGCCUAAUUCCAGUACACUGGAUUUACCUUCGACUAUACCAAGAGUCACUCUUACUCCUUCACCUGCAAUUGUCACUCCCCCUCGAGGAUCCACUCCCCUUCUUCCACCUUCUGAACAACUCGCUCGACAACAUACUUGGGCGUCGGAACAGCUACGUCGAGUGUCCAUGCGAAAACUAUCCCAGCUUCGAUCACCUUCCCCUCAUCCUCUUGCUCUCUCUCUUCGAAGGCAAAACUCCAAACUCCCAGACGAAGUUGCAUUUUCAAUUCGAUCGGAUCAAAGAGUCUUCCCAAUGAGCGUCAACUCCCAUCAAGGUCUGGAAGGCGAUUUGACUCCUGCUCAAGGUGGACUAUGGUUGAACAUCGCCAUUACCAAAGUGAUGAUCAAGCUUGAUCGAGGUGAACAACCCGAGGGUAUAUUGAAAGUCAGGAAGAAUUCGAAGAAAUCGAUCGUCCCCAGACCGAAAGGUGCUUUGGAUUUCAUCAACAGGCCACCAUACGAAGAACGUAAUGUGGUCUUUUACCCUGAUAAUGUAUUCUCACCCAUAUCGAUGGCUAGACCAGGCUAUGGUGUUUGGGAUUUGGAUUUUUCACCUUACAUCUUAGGGUUAUCAGAAAUAUACGAACCUUCCACGCUAUCCUGGCCUACUCUACCUAGACUCUCGACUGAGAAUCCCAACCUUCCUACUGAAUUUGUAGAUGCGAUCAAGGCUUCCGAGACGAAUUCGGAUGAAGAGACAUUGGAGAUCCUCAAGUCACCCGAAUUGUUACAAGACGCUUCAAUGGCUCUCAAAGCUCUAACGGCAAAUGCUAAUUCCCCUUCACCAAUUGCUACGCCUAUCGCUACUCCUGUUAUCACUCCUGCUGGAUCACCCAAGAAGGAAAGACCUCUUUCAUCGUUCAAACCCAAAGGUCAACAUUCUCGAUCAAACGAUGGGCAUUCAUCCUCAUCAACCUCAUCGGGUUCGGAAUCGGAAUCGGAAAAUGAAAGUGAAGAUGAUGACGAGCCAUUGGCGGUAGUUGCUAAACGUCGGUCCCAAUCAUUCCAAUCUCAACCUCGUCCCGCUGCUCGUACUGCCCACUCAUCUAAUCCUCCUCUCACCCAAUCCCGACCUGCGACGCACGUCCGAUCACUCUCACAACCUGGUGACAAAAAGGCUGCUAAGCGAGUCUCGAUGUCUAUGGAAGCUGAGAUGAGAUGGAGAGAACUGCAAGCUCGGGAAGCUAUGAGUUCAGUGGUUCGAGCUAGGGAAUUGAGGGCGCAGAACGAAGCCGGGCAGAUGGAGAGACAAGCUGAUAAAGAUAGGAUCAAGGAGAAGGAAGCUAAGAGGAGAUCCUCAAUGAUGGACUUGAAAGAUACUUUACUACCUACUACUUCAUCGACAUCGAAUAAUAAUCAUAAGAGGAAUUCAUCGGCAUCUUUUGGUAUGACAACUUCGAAAAAUCACGGAUAUCACUUGUCCCCUGUCCCAGUUCCUGCGGUCACCGACGUGAACAGACGUAGAGUUCAUUCGCAUAACCCUCAAAACCGUCUUCAAGCUCCAGUUCCCAGCAGACCGGACAGCAAUCGAACGAGAUCUUCAGGGAACGUUCAAGGUGGUAGUGAAAGGAAAAGAUUCUCCUCCUUUUACGAACAAAAAUCAAAUUCUACUACUUCUUUCCAUUCUCAUUCCAACCCUCAUCAACACUUUGUUCAUCAACAUCAACAGAUGGUCUUGCCCAUGGGUUAUGCUCAUCCUCAGAUGAAUAUGAACGUGCAAGGAGGAUCCAUGUAUGGUAUGGGUAUGUACCCUCAUCCUCAUGCCGCUCAGCAAUUCCAUGGCCAAAGUAUGAGGACUUCUCCAGGUAGACCAAGGAUGGCUUAG